GAGAGAAACUAAGGCCGGGUCACAGUCUGAAGCAGGCGAGAGGACGCGGGAGUCCAACAGGUAAAAAGUGCGAUCCUUUCACUCACCGAACUUCUCAAGUCACUGCGUGGCCUCAGUGGGGGAUACUUCGGAAGACGCGAAACGAAACGGCAACUUGGAACGAACGGUACUUGGAACACGGAGGAUUUUGCCGGUCUGCUGUGGUAAACCCCACGAUCGUGUCAGUGAAACGGUGCACUCGCGGUGGAGCUUCUUCUAAAGAGCGAUCUUAUCGCGGAUCUUCCCCGGAGCUGCGUUUCACUGCCCGGCCGGUGUUUAGUGACGAAACAGAGUUUCACGGUGAGCGCGUGCGUACCAGCGCGCAAGCGAUCGGGAGCGUUUCGUUCAUUCUCCGUGCGGUGGCUCGUUUGUCCCGACACAUUCAACCGACGACUUGUUGGUUUGAAAGUUCUGUCGUCCUUCGGCCGGACCCUUCCAAAGCAUGGGUCAUUUCCGCGACGCUGCGGUGACGUCAUACCGUUGCUCUGCUCCACCAAUCUACAGAAAAUAUUGUUGUUCAUCCGAUAUUCAAGGAGAACUUGCAUUAGAAAAUACCAAGAUGUAUUAAUCAGAAAGUAGUUCGUAAUACUACUAGAUACUACUAGAUAAUACUACUAAUAGAGAAUAGAGCUUCAAUUAUUAUUAUUAUAAUGGUGGUUGUUCUAUGUUUUCCUUGAUAAUAAACCGAGUAAACAGUGCACUUGUGCUUUGACCUUCAUAAGUAACAGCUCGACCUGGCUGCAUCAUUAGGAAACUUUAUCGACGCCAGGCUCAAAACCUCGUUCGUGUUUGUCAACCAACUGGCUGAACUUGGAGAGUUUGGUCUGAGCUUGGUGGUGUGAUUCAGUCCACUCAGUGAAACUACAAAAAAAAAAAAAAAACAUAAAUAAUGCUGGUCCUGAAAGCUAAAUGAGCUGUGGCAUCUCUUGGUCUCAGAUGGUUUGUUUUUGUUUGUUUGAGACAGGUGUUUUUGGAUCGGACAGCAACUUCAUCCCCACAGCAGUGGCUUCAGAUGAGCGAGUCACCGCUUCACCUUCCAUCGAUCACCUUUGUUUGGUCCUGACCACUGCAGCUCACCUCCAAGGCUGGAGCGAUGUCGGAGUCGGACGGCCGCUUACCCUCCGUCUCCUCGGUGUCUUCCAUCUCUCUCCUGGAGAUUAAAACCGAGACCCAUCUGGUUCUCAAAGCUUUCCUCAAUCGAACCCUUGCCAUCCCCACCCACGAGAGGCUUGGCCGGGUGGGAGGAGCCUACAAAGACCACAACAAGUUCAGCGCUCACUUCAGGGACGCUCACAAGCCCAAGGAUGAGCCGGGUCCCCACGAUGACGAUGGCAGCUCCUCAGAUGAGAAGAAGUCUGGCUUCAAGGGCUUCCUCAAGCAGCUGCCCCGCCGCAACAACUACCGCAAGGAGGCUAACGGCUCUCUGGAGAAGGAAAGCGCCAAGUCUCCAUCAUCGUCCUCCGAUGAUGAAGAUGGGGAGAAGAAGCAGACCAAGAAGAUCAGCCAGAAGAACAUCAGAAGGAAGCUCUCCAAGCUCUUCAAGCUGAGGAUAGAGAAGGAGAAGGAAGGGAAAAGGGAGCGCGAGCGGGAGAAGGAGAGAGAAGCAGAGGCGGAGCGAGACCAGGAGAAGGGGAAGCAAGACAGCGGGUCGCAUCCACAGAGGCCGACAUUCUUGUUGAUAGACUCCACAGAUGAGCACAGAGAGACCACCAUUUCCCCUGGCCACCCUCCUGAGUUCUACGAUGAGGUGGCAGAGAAGCUGGAAAAGAUCGCCCAAAGAAGCACCAGUAUAAGAAGCCCUCUGCAAUGUCAAGUGCAGCCUCCAACGCCCCCAACAGGGGAGUGGAAUAAAGAGCUGGUAGUGCAACAGCUCGUCCAACUACUCUGCGUGGAAGGAGACAGCAUCAACAAGAAGAUUGAGACGGAUCCCUUUCUCCGCAGCAGCUUGAAUCGUCUCUCGUUCGCGUCGUACGCAAAGCUCCUGGACACAGUCAGCAGCACUCAGAUGAACGAAGCCCCACCCUUGCCACCGACGGCCAGCCCCACGCUCAGACGCAUGGCCGUCUCCAUGGAAGUGUCUCGCCGCAUCGUCACCGCCACCGGAGCCCAACUCAUGCAGGGCUAUGCGGAGUGCUACAUGGAGACGUUUGCCCCCUGGGUGAAGAGUCACGGAGGAUGGGAGAACGUGGUGGACCUCAGUGACUCAGAGUUCGACUGAUUCCACUUCACCAGAGCCGCGGACCUGACACUGAGAAACACUGCUGACCUGAGUCAAUCUGACCGUCAGGCACUGAGCUCAGUCCAAAGAUACUCCUGUCUGGAGGAAGGUUUUCUUUUCCCUACUUCAGCUCUGCCUGUUGGAGUCAGGCUCCAGCAGGAGGGGAGAACAUUUUAGGCUGUUUCAGCCGCUGUAAUAGUCCUUUUUUGCUCUCAGUUUCUUCACUGUCCCGAGACCCUGGUCCUGAUAACAGUGUGUGUUUCCCUUCAUCACUGAAGGGAAACACACACUGGUCUCAGCCAAACACACACUUCGUCAUCUUUCAAGCCAAUUCUUACCUGUGGCCCGAAAGGCGUGGCUUGUUGACUGUCUCCAUGGCAACUGAGUUGCACACUUGUCAUUGUAUUUAAAUGGUUCAGCAGCGACAACGUCGGACCUCAAACAGGAAGUGAAGUAGGGACAAAAUGAGCCCAACAACUGUGGACUUUUGAAUGCAGAUAGUCUGGAACACACAGAUGCUACAGGUUCUCCGACCGAACCUUAAACUGCAGGGACUUUAUUGAACAGCUGUUGCACAUUUUUUAUUGUUCCAGUGAGACGACUUGUGUUGUGUUACCGCAUCGUGUUGUGUGGCCCUGAUGACUUGCAUCCAAGUCUGUUUACAUUCACGUUUUUUAUGAAAAGUCUCAACACUAGAGGAGGGCAGUUUUAUUAGCAGCUAUUAUUUAAGGUUGUUCCUGUCGACGUCUAUUUAUGAAGAGCCCCAAGAGACUUUCAAGUCUCCACUGCUGUGGAUUUAGAAGACGAAUUUAAGCCCAUUUGGCUGUACAACAAUUUUGUUGUUAUAUUGUUAUUGUAUUUUUACCAAUGCACUGAAUCAAUGUACAUGUGAUGAAUUUAUUUUUUAU
Synchiropus splendidus (mandarinfish) is the source of this 3165-nucleotide messenger RNA. RefSeq names its product BCL2 like 12 (gene bcl2l12). The transcript is spliced from 8 exons. Bases 1133 to 2257 code for a protein of 374 amino acids. NCBI's taxonomy places the organism in Eukaryota, Metazoa, Chordata, Actinopteri, Syngnathiformes, Callionymidae. Gene Ontology annotation, biological process: regulation of apoptotic process. The record is from RefSeq and is a predicted model, not a curated record.